AGAAUCAAGCAUGGCCUCUCUGAUCUAAAAUUUUGGGCAAGAAGGUGCUUUUUCAAAGCUCUCUGGCUCACCGCUGUUCUAAACUGAUUAAGUCGGCCAGAAUACAAUAAAAAUGUCUCACUACAAAGAAGCAAGCAAAGCACCAACUGAUGAGGCUCCAACAAUUCAUCGCAUCCGUAUCACAUUGACCAGCAGGAAUGUGAAGAGUCUGGAAAAGGUGUGUGCUGACCUCAUCCGAGGUGCCAAAGAAAAGCACUUGAAGGUAAAAGGACCAGUCCGUAUGCCCACCAAAGUGCUGCGCAUCACAACCAGGAAGACUCCGUGUGGUGAAGGUUCGAAGACCUGGGAUCGCUUUCAGUUACGAAUCCACAAACGCCUGAUUGAUUUGCACAGCCCAUCUGAGAUCGUCAAGCAGAUCACCUCCAUCAGCAUUGAGCCAGGUGUAGAGGUUGAGGUUACAAUUGCCGAUGCAUAGAUGUUAUCUUCCGCAUUGUGAUGGAGUUAACAAAAUAAAUAAAAAUGUAAAACUGA
Lineus longissimus is the source of this 531-nucleotide messenger RNA. Its product is annotated as small ribosomal subunit protein uS10. The record is from RefSeq and is a predicted model, not a curated record. Bases 113 to 475 code for a protein of 120 amino acids. Lineage: Eukaryota; Metazoa; Nemertea; Pilidiophora; Heteronemertea; Lineidae. Gene Ontology annotation, molecular function: structural constituent of ribosome. Gene Ontology annotation, biological process: translation. Gene Ontology annotation, cellular component: ribosome; cytosolic small ribosomal subunit. The transcript is spliced from 3 exons.